Messenger RNA from Phymastichus coffea, 1456 nucleotides. Its product is annotated as XK-related protein 6. The transcript has 4 exons. The coding region runs from base 155 to 1429 and encodes 424 amino acids. Gene Ontology annotation, biological process: phosphatidylserine exposure on apoptotic cell surface; apoptotic process involved in development; engulfment of apoptotic cell. Lineage: Eukaryota; Metazoa; Arthropoda; Insecta; Hymenoptera; Eulophidae. The record is from RefSeq and is a predicted model, not a curated record. Gene Ontology annotation, cellular component: plasma membrane.
AACGCAAUGUAGUAGAAGGUUAUGAUCAAAAAUGUGAAAAAUUUAAUAUAACAUAGUAAUCUAAAAGAAUCAUAAACAAAACUACAUCUCAAAUGUCAAUUUAAAUUUGAAGUUCAAUGUUUGCCGUUUUCUCGUAUUGGAAAAAAUAUUGAAAAUGGAGUUAGAAGAGAUUACUACUUCAGAAAGUGCCUUGAAAGCAAAUAUUGAUACACACAAUAUUGAAAAACCUAAAGAUGUUCCAGAUGUUCCUCCAAAAAAUUCUAAAAUAUCUAACUGUGAUAUUUUCUUUUUACUGUUAUCGAUAUUUAUACACUGUUGUGAUAUUUAUACAGAUACCAAACUUAUAGCUUCUUUCUUCAUAAACAAGAAGUUAUAUACAUUGUCAUGGACUAUCAGUUUUAUUCUGAUCGCAUCAUUUAUCAACACAAUUGUUAGUUUACAAAUGUAUCAUCAAGAUGAAGAGGAAAAUUUACUAAAUAAGAAGCGGCCAUUCUUAAAAAAAAUAAUACACUUCUUUACGGUGAUACUUAAUAUAAUAUUUCAAUUCACCAUGGUACAAAGAUACUGCAACAGUUUGAAAUAUGCCAUAAAAUCACGACUUUGUAAAAGGAAAAACAAUUGUGUUGGGCAGAAAAAGUAUUUCAUACAAAUGUUGAAAGAGGAAGAAGAUAUUGCACUCCUUAGAGUUUUGGAAUGCUUCAUUGAAGCAGCACCUCAGCUAAUCUUGCAAUUGUCCAUUUUUGUGCAAGACUAUCAUGGAGAAUAUAGUUCUAUGAGUUUAGAUCAAGUAAGCAACAUUGUUAGCUCCUUCAUAAGUUUAGCAUGGGCAAUGGUCAAUUAUCAUCGCAAUAUCCGUUUGGCUCAACAACAUAAGAGAAAUAUUAACUGUGCUGGUACUAUCCUUCAAUUUUUGUGGCACUUAUUCAUCACAACAUCGCGCAUUGCUUCUGUAUUGGCUGCCGCAAUUUUUUCAACGAUAUGCGUAUUAGUGAUGUGUGUUCUCCAUUGGAUUGCAAUGACCAUUUGGCUCAUUAUGGAGUCUCGCGGAAUUGUCAAUUUUUGCAAGACGAAAAGACGCACUCCACAUCUGCCGUCCACAUUAGGAGAAAAAAUAAAGUCUACAUUAUUUUCAUGCGUUUUUGGAUUCGUUUACAUAUUUAUUUACGUUAAUUUUGAGGAUAACGGGACUUAUAGUAAGCAUCUACUUUACUAUACGGUAUGUUUUUUGGAAAACAUUUCAGCUGCUAUCUUGGUAGUUUUAAGCGUACCAACUGAUCUCAAGACGGUAUGGUAUCAUUACGUUAUCUCUGCCAUGUGUAUAGUACCAUUCAUUAUCGGUAUUAUCGCAAUGAUUUUCUAUUACAUUCAAUUUCAUCCAUCAAUGAAACAUCAGACAUUCUCGUUAUCAAAGAUAUUGAGGAGUAAAUAAUCGAACGCUCGAUUUUUCAUUGCACAU